AGAACUUUCAGCGUUUGGGCUUAAGUCUUUCUCCAGGCUGGCCUCCACGCAUGGAUAACAUCAUUGUGUAAUACCUUUCGGUCAAAGACUUCCUUUACUGAAAGAAUGGAAGUAAGAUACCUUGGACUUUUGGGUUCUUCGACUCUGAAGUCUGUCACGUGGACACCGUGUGGAAAUACCUGUUAGAGUUAACGUUGAAAAUGCAAAUUUUCCGUAACUCCUAAAAGGCACAGAAAUUUCUAGAUCGGAAUAUUCUGGGCCAGUGGGAAGAACCUCAAUUAAGAGAGUUCUACUGAGAAGAGAGUCCUUGGUUUUGUCUGUGACGUGGGAAUGUGCGUUGAAGGCAUGCAUGUGCGGAAGUAGAAGGUGGAAGUGCUCAGGAACAAAGGCUGGGAAGAAAAAAAAAGAAUGUCCUUACCUUCAUUCGUCAGAAGUUCAAGGUCUUUCCGUCUCAUAACGGGAUUCCCCCCCUUGGAAUACCUCGGAAAGAACACCUCCUGCCCCAUGUGACGUCAUAUGCUAGAAAAACCCGCCAAGGUCAUUUGCAAUUUCCGCGGUUGUAAUUGUAAUUUAUAAUGGAGAGUGAUUUUCUUUUUUUGGGAAUGUGAUUGUUGAGGCGUGAAGAGGUGAUGGGCAUUUGCCAUGACCCGAUUCCUUCAUCUCUGAUGCAAUGCCUGAGGCUUUCCCCCCCCCCCUUCCUUCUUCCUCCUUCCCUUCAAUCCCAUUCCUACUCAUUGAAAGAUGCCGGCGUCGCAUUGCAUAACACUCAAGGAUCGGAUCAAAGAGCCGUGGCAUUGGGAAGAAGGAAGUGAAGUGAACCUUGCACAACGCCAACCUGGCUGGUGCAGCUGCUAAUCCCAGUCAUUCACUUGACCUUCCGUCCUAAUUGCCUUGACUCAUUCCCUUCCCUUUCUUUCCCCGAACCCACAGCGACCACCAAUCCUGUAAAAGACUCCUCCCCCUAUAAAGCGUUUUUUCCUUCUUCGAGACCCCAGUUUUCUAUCGACGAUGUGCGAGUGAAAAUCGAGUCACAAUGGCGGAACACUUGUCUUCCCCUGGGGAUUAUCUCCCUGAUUGGAGCAAUGAUUGUGUACAUAGAAAAGAGACAAUUGCGAUGUGCAAAGAGAAAAGUGAAUGUGAAGAAGAGCCGUUCGCGAUGGGCGACAUUCAGAGAGCGUUAGUGUUAUCGGAUUUUAUGUCAAAGGAACGUCUUGGUCGUCGGAUGGAAAGGUCCCUGCCCGGUUCUCGGUGUCAGUCGUUGCAUAGCAGCCCAUGCCGCUUCGGUAGUCGACCAUGCAGUCCUCACCUGCCCCCCCAAGGAGGGGAGGAUAGCGCAAGGGCCCCUUCGCGGUAUCAUGUCCCCCCCAAACAACUCCUCCUCUAUAUUGUCAGAAUGGGGAGCUUUACGUCUACCAAGAAGAUCCCUAAUGAAGACGAGGAAGACGAUGAAUUGCUGGGCUCCUGGCCGGCGGAACUGACCAAAGAGGGGUUGCUAGAGAUUAGCAGAAAAGCUACACGAUUCGGACCGCCCCUGUUGAAGCGGGUCAUGAUGCCAGUCACCUCAGGGGAUGCCUCUCAGCCUCAUCCAUUCCGGGUCAUGCAGUGGAAUAUUCUCGCACAAGCCCUUGGCACCCAUCGGGACAAUUUCAUCUUAUGUCCUCGUGAAGCACUGGAGUGGCCGUUCCGAGGAUUCAGAAUACUUGAAGAAAUUCUUCAGAGAUCUCCAGAUAUUCUCUGCCUUCAGGAAGUGGAUCACUACAAAUUCCUUGAGAAGAGCUUGAGCUACCUUGGCUAUAAGGGAUCCUUCUUUCCAAAGCCUGAUUCACCCUGUAUUUAUAUUGAGGGAAACAAUGGUCCUGAUGGUUGUGCCAUUUUCUUCAGGGAAGAUAAAUUCAGUCUCAUUGAAGGAUCAUCCAGGAUCAUAGAGGUCUGGAAAGUUCAGACAAACCAGGUAAUAAUUCUAAAGAUACUCAAGCACAGGGAAUCUGGCAAAGAACUUUGUAUUGCAACUACUCACUUGAAAGCAAAGCAGGGUGCAUUGCUUGCAAGUUUGAGGAAUGAAGAGGGUCUUGACAUUCUGCAAUUCAUCAAGAACAAAGCUAACGGUCGUCCUGUCAUCAUCGCGGGUGAUUUCAAUGCUGAUCCAAGAGAGCCAGUCCACAACACCAUGCUAUCUGAUCGACUGGGUCUUGCAAGUGCAUAUGCUGCAAACACCGCUGAAGAGCCAAGAUAUACCACUUGGAAAGUCCGUGCUGAUGCAGAGAGCAAGACAACAUUGGAUUAUGUGUUCUACACCAAAGAUCAUAUGGAUGUUCUGAGAUAUUUGGAUGUUGCAACAGAAGAUGCAGUUGGAGAAAACCGGUUACCAGGCUUACAUUACCCUUCUGAUCAUUUGUCACUUGUCUGUGAUUUUGCUUUCAAGCCCAUGUGGCUGUCAGCAAAGAAGAGAAAGAAGCUUGAAAAGAAAGACAUUGACAUCAGAAGACGUAUCGAGUUGAUACAAGAUUUUUGCAUGCCCGAUGUGAGUUCAUGUGUACGUCUAUCUGCUGAUGGCCAGUACAUUUUGGCAACUGGAGUUUACAAGCCCAGAGUCAGAUGCUAUGAAGUUGCAAACUUAUCCAUGAAAUUUGAGAGAUGCAUGGAUUCAGAAGUAAUCAAGUUUGAAGUCCUCUCUGAGGAUUACAGGAAGAUGGUCUUUCUGCAGGAAGAUAGAUAUGUAGAGGUCCAUGCUCAGUAUGGACAUUAUUACAGGCUGAGGAUUCCCAAGUUUGGCCGGGACAUGAAGUAUGACAGGGUAUCAUGUGAUUUGUAUCUUGUUGGUACAGGUCCUGAAAUCUACAGGUUGAACUUGGAGCAAGGAAGAUUCCUGAAUCCCUUUAUUACAGAGGGGACCACUUUGAAUGCCUGUGAUUUGAACCCAUUUCAUAGACUUCUUGUGGUUGGAACAGCGGAUGGGAGAAUUGAAGGCUGGGAUCCACGGUCACGCCAGCGAGUUGCCACUCUUGACUCUGCUUUUCAUUCACUCACACAGGACACAGAAGUUGUUGGCUUGCCUUCUGUUUCAUCAAUUCAUUUCCGUGAUGCCAUGAUGAUGGGAGUUGGAACAGCUACUGGCCAAAUACUUUUAUAUGAUAUUCGCUCUUCUCGUCCACUGUUGGUCAAGGAUCACAUGUAUGGUCUCCCAAUCAAGGCUGUGGAUUUCCACUCAUCUGGUGUUGUCUUAUCCUUAGAUGCCAGAGCUCUCAAAUUAUGGCAUCCUGAUUCAGGGAAACCCUACACAACCAUUGAAUCUGAAACAGAGUUGAAUGAUCUCUGCAUGAUACCUCAAUCUGGUCUCCUCUUCAUGGCUCAUGAAGGACAGAAACUCUUGACCUAUUAUAUACCUUCUCUUGGUCCUGCACCAAGAUGGUGCAGUUUUCUGGAUCAUCUGACAGAAGAACUAGAAGAGGACAGUGUGAUGACUGUCUAUGAUGACUACAAGUUUGUUACCAAGCAAGAAUUGGAAACCCUUGGACUCUCACAUCUAAUUGGGACAAACCUCCUUCGUGCUUACUUGCAUGGAUUUUUCAUGGAUGUACGACUAUGGAACAAGGCUCGCUCUGUCGUACAGCCAUUUUCAUUUGAUGAAUACCGAAAGAAAAAGAUAAAAGAGAAGUUGGAGCAAGCACGAGAGAAUCGAGUUUCAUCUCGCCGCCUUCCCAAAGUCAACCAGAGUCUUGCAGUGAAGUUGAUGGAUGAAGUAGAAGAUGAUGAAGAGGAUGUGAAGUCAAUGAAAAAGAAGAAGCAGCCAGAUGCCAGUCUCCUACAUGAUUCUCGUUUCAAAGCAAUGUUUCAGAAUCCUGAUUUCCAGAUUGACACUGAGGCCCAAGAGUACAAGUUGAUUCAGCCUCUCGUGAAAAAACUAGACAAGACUAAGAAAAAGCAACAAAAGAAGAGAGAAGUUUUGACAGAUCAGUUUGAUGAAGUUGAGGAGGGAGAAGGCAAAGAAAGCAAUGAUGAAGUUGAGAGCAGUUCUGAUGAUGAUAGGGAAUGGACCAAGGAAGUGAAGAAACAGUAUCGACUGCUGAAGAAGAGAGACAGAGAGGAAAGGAGACAAGAGGAUCAGAAAGCAAAAUUUCAACCUCGUUUCUUUGAAUUAAAAGAAGGAGAAGAGUUUAAGGGUGUGAAGCACAAGCUGAAGCAAAUAGAUAGAAGUCCAAGGCAAGAGAAGCAGCCUUGCAACAUAAAGAAGAGCGAAAGAAGCUCAGACGGUCUAUUGCUUCCCUGAAACUAUCCUCAAAAUCCAAAUGGAAAUAAAGGAAAUUUUGCAGCAG
Darwinula stevensoni is the source of this 4313-nucleotide messenger RNA. The record is from the annotation of a GenBank genome assembly. Lineage: Eukaryota; Metazoa; Arthropoda; Ostracoda; Podocopida; Darwinulidae.